Messenger RNA from Naegleria fowleri, 2040 nucleotides. RefSeq lists its product as uncharacterized. Gene Ontology annotation, molecular function: ATP hydrolysis activity; ABC-type transporter activity; ATP binding. Lineage: Eukaryota; Heterolobosea; Eutetramitea; Acrasida; Naegleriidae. The coding region runs from base 1 to 2040 and encodes 679 amino acids. Gene Ontology annotation, cellular component: membrane. The transcript has 3 exons. The record is from RefSeq and is a predicted model, not a curated record.
AUGACGGAAGUUGAAUUGCCAAAUUUAAUACCUCAUUUACCUGAGGUAUCAUCAGUCCCAUCCGAAUUUAAUUUGGAUUCAGAUAUUCCUUCUAAUGGCUCUCAACAAAAGCAAAAUAAUUCAAGUGUUGUAGUACCUGUUCACUUAAAUGAUCAUUCCGAUGAUGAAACAAAAUUCAUUCGAAGGUCUCCUCCUAUUCAAUUGGAGUGGCAUAAUUUGGAAUUUAAGGUGAAAGUGAAGCCAUCUCCACCAUCACAAAUCAUGAAACCAAAAGAAAGACUUGGAUUUACAUUGAAGAAUAUGUUUAAGAAAGUUGAUAAGCAAAUUUUGCAUCCGAUAACUGGUUAUGUUGCUCCUGGUCAAGUGUUGGCCAUCAUGGGUCCUAGCGGUGCUGGUAAAACAUCUUUAUUAAAUAUUCUGUCACAAAGAGUCAAGCCUUCAGGAGGUGAUAUUAUUGCCAACGGUCAAAAGGCUGGAAAAGCAUUCCGAGCCCUUUCAGCAUUCGUGCAACAAGACGACGUACUCAUGGGCAACCUAACAGUGAGAGAAACUUUGCGAUAUGCAGCCAUGUUGCGUCUUGACAGCAAAAUUCCAAUGUCAGAAAGAAUGAGAAGAGUUGAUGCCAUUAUUGAAGACUUGGGCUUGUCAAAGUCAGCCGAUACUAAGGUCGGUAUUUCUGGUAUCGUAAAAGGCAUUUCAGGAGGAGAAAGAAAGAGAUUAUGUAUCGGAAUUGAAUUACUUACAGAACCAUCUGUUUUGUUUUUGGACGAACCAACUACAGGCCUAGACAGCAAAACCAGCUAUAACGUCAUGAAAACCAUCUCAAAAUUGGCGAAACAUGGCCGAACUGUCAUUCUUACAAUUCACCAGCCUUCCUCAAACAUUUUUAACAUUUUCGACAAACUUUUACUUCUUUCUCGAGGCCGAGUUGCUUACUUUGGAGAUGCCAAUAAGGCUGUUGAAUAUUUUGAUAGAAUUGGGCAUACUUGCCCAACAGGAUACAACCCAGCUGACUACCUUAUGGACGUCGUAACUGAGAAUGCAGCAAUUACAGGUGAAAACAUUGAAAAGAAAAAGAGACAAGACGAAAGAAUUGAAGGAGUGUUAAAUUACUAUUCCAAGACUCAUCCUACCAUUGAAAUUCCACCAUCAGCCAAGCUUGAUCAAGACUUGAAACGAUUUUCUUCAUAUAACUCCAGUUGGCUUGCUCAAUUUGGAGUGCUGACCAUGAGAGCCCUCAUUAACAUUAUCAGAGAUAGAAAGGUGACUAUGGCCAAGCUAUUCCAAAAUUUGGUCAUGGCUCUUUUAAUUGGUCUCAUUUUCCUUCAGCUUGGAUUCUCUCAAACUAACGUCACAGAUAGAAUAGGUGUUCUGUUCUUUAUUUGUACUAAUCAAUUUUUGAGCUCUGCCAUGGCCUCAGUUACCUUAAUGUAUGAUGACAAGCCUGUUUUCCUCAGAGAACGAGGAGCGAAAAUGUACAAAGUGAGCAGCUAUUUCUUGGCCCGUAACGUUGCUGAACUUCCAACUCUACUCUUCUUUCCUCUGUUGUUUGGAAGCAUUUCCUAUUGGAUGUGUGGAUUGAAUGGAACAGUGGAACGAUUUUUCAUGUUUAUGUUUUUAUUAGCAGUCAUUACCAUUACAGGUCAAUCUUUGGGUCAAGCGAUUGGUUCCAUCCUCCCUAACUUUGGAGUUGCUAUGGCUAUUGUCCCUCUUGUAAAUACUGUGCUCAUGCUUUUCGGUGGUUUCUAUCGUAAUGUUAACAAUCUUCCAAUUUGGUUGACAUGGAUUUAUUGGACCUCUUUGUUCCACUUUGGCUUUGAAGCACUGAUCCUUAAUGAAUUCCAAGGAGCCAAAUUUAUAUGUCCACCCAGUGGAGCUUGUCCUUUCCCAAAUGGUGCAGCUGUUAUUGAGAAUUUGGAAAUGAAUGGUCCACUUUCAAACGUGUGGAUCAAUGUUGGUUUUUGUUUUGCUCUGACAUUUGUUUACAAGGUGGUUGCUUACUUGGCAUUGAAAUUCCUUGUGAAACCAAAGGGAGGCUAA